Balaenoptera musculus (blue whale) is the source of this 3310-nucleotide messenger RNA. RefSeq names its product allograft inflammatory factor 1 like (gene AIF1L). Gene Ontology annotation, molecular function: calcium ion binding; actin filament binding. The coding region runs from base 128 to 580 and encodes 150 amino acids. The transcript has 6 exons. Gene Ontology annotation, cellular component: ruffle membrane; actin filament. Lineage: Eukaryota; Metazoa; Chordata; Mammalia; Artiodactyla; Balaenopteridae. Gene Ontology annotation, biological process: actin filament bundle assembly; ruffle assembly. The record is from RefSeq and is a predicted model, not a curated record.
CGCGCCAUCCCUCCGCCCCGCGGUCCCGCCGCCACACGCCGCGCGAGCUCGGACCAGGCGCCCGCCCCUCCUCCUCGUCCUCGCCGCGGUCGCGAAGCCCCGAGCCGGCGGAAGCCCGGUGCUCACCAUGUCGGUCGCGCUCAGCAACAGGUUCCAAGGAGGGAAAGCGUUCGGUUUGCUCAAAGCCCGGCAGGAGAGGAGGCUGGCCGAGAUCAACCGGGAGUUCCUCUGUGACCAGAAGUACAGUGAUGAAGAGAACCUGCCGGAAAAACUUGCAGCCUUUAAAGAGAAGUACAUGGAGUUUGACCUGAACAAUGAGGGCGAGAUUGACCUGAUGUCUUUAAAGAGGAUGAUGGAGAAGCUUGGGGUCCCCAAGACCCACCUGGAGAUGAAGAAGAUGAUCUCGGAGGUGACGGGCGGGGUCAGCGACACCAUCUCCUACCGAGACUUUGUGAACAUGAUGCUGGGGAAACGGUCGGCGGUCCUCAAGCUAGUCAUGAUGUUUGAAGGAAAAGCCAACGAGAGCAGCCCCAAGCCAGUUGGCCCCCCUCCAGAGAGAGACAUUGCCAGCCUGCCCUGAGGACCCCCGCCUGGACCUUCCCCACCCUCCCCACUCCUAUUCCUCCCUCCUGAUCUCACUGCCCUUCUUGACUCAUUGCGAUGUGUCUUAUUUGUUCUGUUUGGUCGUUGUGCGUUUGUUUUGUCAUCAGCAGAGUCAGUGAUCUCUUUGUAUAGCACAAGUUAUCUGCCUUAAAGGGGCUCUGGGUUGGGGAGUCCAGAUCUCCUCCUUCUCUUUUUCCCUGCAUCUCCCCUCCCUGUGCAGAAGGGCUGACAUUAAACCAAAAACCAGAGGGGGCAGGGCCAGGACAGGGAGACCAGAAGCCUGUGAUUCCCGCACUUGAAGGUGGUACUGUUCGUCCUUCCAGGUCACUUGAGCUAAGUCCUGGUACCCUGGCCUGGCCCUGGUGAGGCCCUCAGCCCCUUUCAGAAGACCCUGGAGUCGGGAUAAGGCUGCAGGGCCUCAUUAGGGUAUCCUCGGACAGCUCUGUGGUUCCAGUGCUCUUGGGUGGGCCAGGAUGUGGCCACGCAAUGUCCCACCUCCUCAGCUGGUCGCCUCUCAGUCCACACUUCGUCUUAUCCUUAGUGAGGUGACAGAAGGAGAGAAGGAGAGGGACUUGGGAAUUUGAGCCCUUCAAGAAGGUUCCAGAGGAAUCCUCUAGCCUUGCCCCCUGGCCACACCUUUACAGGCAGCUCAGAGGAAGGGUGCAGCUCCCCCUGACCCUUGCUGGGCUUCAGAGGCAGAGGGGAUCCAGGGGCCUUGGGGGAGGGGAUUCAGCUCAGUCUAGUCCCACCUUUUAGGGAGGAUGUUGAGGGCAACAGGAUAGGAGGAUGAGGACUUAAACGUUCAUGGCAAAGAGAGGCAGCACCACUGUUAAGCCAGGAGCUGAGAAAUAGGUUGCCUUUCUGAUCCCAAUCUGCUUGAAACCUGACUCUGCUUCCCCAUUUGCCUUCACACCUUCCUUACACCAUUCAUUCAUUCAUUCAUUCAUUCACUCACUCCGUCAUUCAACAGGUAUUUAUUUACAACCUAUUAUAAGCUUUAAAUCCCCCCACGUUGUCCUGACAUGUGCCAUGUCCCAUGUCUCUCUAAUUCAUCAUUCUGUUUCCAAAUCACUCAAAACCUUGAGCUUGGGGAUUAGAUUGGGAUCACCUGUGUUUUUUAUUAUGGACUAGGGUUUUAGAGCCCUGAUCCACCCUGUAGGUUAGCUGGGCCAGGCCUCUCAGUUCACAGGUGAGAAAACUGUGGUGACCCACAGGGAUUAAGUGCCUUGCCCAAAGUCAGGGGUUAAUCUGGAGAUGGAAGAUCUGGACUGGGGCCCAGGUGUUCAGAUGCCCUGCCCAUGCCUCAUCUCUGCUCUGGGCUGCCUCAAUCAGUGAUGAAAACAAGGGAAGGGGCGGAGAGGGGCAGUCUCUUAGGUCAACCCUUGGGCAAGGCCCUGGGCCAGGAUUCACCCUUCCCAGUGCCUCCGAGGUAGCAUCAGCAGGGACCCCAGCCUUGACCCUACCUGUAUUCUGGAGUCCCUUCCCCUGCCCGCUCAGGACUUAGAUGCACUCAUCCAUUGAACAUGUUUAUUAACCACCUGUUAUGGGCCAAGAGCUAAGAACCCAGUAGUGAAAUGGACAGACUCAUGGAAUUUAGAGUCUAGUGGGGAAGUCAGACCCAGGCGAUGAAUGUUAGGAAAGGGGAGGAUAUGAGGUGACUGCCUGGCAAUCCUGGGGGCCUAACUGGGCCCAGCACUGGGCAAGGGUCUUGGAGAAGCCUUCGCAAACCUGAAGCGGAGAGCUAUGGGGGGCGCUGGAGCCCGUGGGAGCUCCCUGUGGCUCCUCUCACCCGUAAUCAAGGGCCCAAGGAGCUGACUUUACAGCAGCUGGAGGGAGUGGAGCAGGUAAGGGAUGGGGAAACGGCCAGGUUGGGUUAAUCCACUGGUCUCGACCAGUUCAGGAACAAGACUAUUUGGCCAUGACAGGCUGAUCUUCAGCCUAAGAAGGUACUUCAGAUGCAUAAGCCUAGUUGAAGUUUAAACCCCAGCAAAAUAUUCCACCCUGUAAAUGUAAAAUCUCACCCCCACUCCCUCCCCUGCCUUUUUUUUUCCCCCUGAGAUCCUUAGGUGAGCAACUGCCUGUCUCCACCCCUUCCCACUGCCUCUCCUUUCUGGGACAGGCUGAGACCUUUGAGCAAGGUAAUGCCUUCCUUGACUACCCAUCAUAGUCAGUGUAUCUGUACCUCACUCAGACAGGAGGACAGAACCAACCAGGCUUAUUUCAGCGGGAUACACACUUUACAAGACUGCAGGAAAACUUCUUAAGGGAGGAGAGCAAGUGGGUGUGUCCCCAGCUUCUAGAAAGGGCAGGAAAGAGUUCUCUCAUUGGAUGGGGAGUGUCCUGGGAAACUCUACCAGCUCCUUCAUCAUUUGGAAUUCAACUUCCAGAGGGAGAGGGUCUCAAGAGUGAUCCCUGGAAAGGGGGGGGGCGGUGGUCUGCACGUAUUUCAGGUUGUGGCUAUUAGCUCUAGGACUCUUACUUCUCUGGCUAAGGGCUCAGCUUCUAGAAGUUCAACUGUCUUCUUUCUGAAAGACCAAAUCUAACUAAUGUAACCAGCAGCUUGGGAACUGCCGAGUAUGGCUCUGUCCCUGCCAUUCAAAAGGAAGGAGUGUGUCGGGCAAGUUCAAGUGGAUGCGGUAUGCGUGUGCGUGUGUGUGUUGAGUGUGUGUGGUACUGGACUGGAAAUAAAACAGACAAACUUAUCAAC